CAAAAGGAAAAAGGGGGGAACCGGGGAAACGGGAGGGUGGGAGGAGACAGAGGGAGAGAAACCUAUGCACAGCAGCUAUGCUAAUCAGGUUCAUCAUCUCCCUUGUACGCUAAAAUCCACAACCCAGGAAAGAGGUGGAACUUACAGAUGAGAAAAUCAGAGAAAAAAUAAUAUUGACGAUAAAUAGAAACUUUGAAAAAAAAUUUCAGAAAUAACCUAUAUAGCAGUGAACCCUAUCUGUGAAGACUAAAGAAUUGCAACGAUAAUGAUGGACGAAAUGUACGGACUACAUCCGACGGUCGAAUACUCAGAGCAGGCUUCAUUGUCGCCGGGUAAUCUUUUCUCCCCGAUGGAUUGUCAGAGCUUUCUUUCCGCGGGAGUUUUUCGCGAUCGGGUUCCCAUCUUCGCACCGGAUCAGUUGUUUUCCGCCGCUCCCGCUUUAUCCGAGGAUGCUUCGGUCACGCCAGAAAUUCAACGGAGGGUAGGGGAUGAUGGUAUUACUGCUGCUCGUGGUGUGCUAGAAGAUGAGUUGUAUGAGAUUAAAGUGAAAAUUGCUUCUCAUCCUUGUUAUCCAAGACUACUUGAAGCUUACAUCGAUUGCCAGAAGGUCGGAGCGCCCGAGGACAUAGCACUUCUUUUGGAUGAAGUCCAGCGAGAAUACUUCGUCUGUAAAAGAAACGCAGUUUCUUCUUGUUUAGGCGCCGAUCCCGAACUCGAUCAAUUUAUGGAAACUUACUGCGAUAUGCUGGUCAAGUAUAAAACGGAUCUCUCAAGGCCAUUCGAUGAAGCAACCACGUUCUUGACCGAGAUACAAAUGCAGCUCAGGAAUCUAUGCAAAGGUCCUUCCAGAAGUUCCGUUUCGGAUGAAGCUGCUGGAUCAUCUGAGGAUGAUUUUAGUGGAGGAGAGAUUGAUGCCCAAGAGGUUCAACCAAGAGAUGAAGAACGAGAGCUUAAGGACAGGCUCUUACGUAAAUAUAGUGGAUAUAUUAGUAGUCUGAAGCAUGAAUUUUCUAAGAAAAAAAAGAAGGGAAAGCUACCGAAGGAAGCAAGGCAAACACUACUUGACUGGUGGAAUAUUCACUACAAAUGGCCAUAUCCAACGGAAGCUGAUAAGUUAGCGCUAGCUGAAUUGACGGGCCUUGACCAGAAACAAAUAAACAAUUGGUUUAUAAACCAGCGGAAGCGUCACUGGAAGCCAUCAGAGAGCAUGCAGUUUGAUGUUAUGGAGAGUUUUUCUGGACCCUUCUUCAUGGGCGAUUGAGGUGGACUAAUUUUUAUAGCAGCAGAUGCAUUAUCCUUGAGGGUAACCGUAGCUCAUACCAAACCCAAUGCCUUCAUGGUUGUUUUAUCUCUUCCUACUUUUUCCUUGAUUAUUAUAAGUUUGGUUGGGCUGGUUGCCAGAAGACUUGGUGUAAUUCUUUAGAUAAAACAUCUUUUGCACUUUUCACAAAACUAUAAUCCAGGAUCUAGCUGUUUGUGGAUUUGAAGGUUCAGUCUGCCAUGUUGAGCAACUUAAGAGUGGCUUCCAUAACCGAUGCUGUAUGCCUUCCUGGUGAGUCUAAAUGCGGUCAUUUAGGUUUAGCAAGCUGUCCCUGGUUAUGAGAAAAGGAAAACUGAAUGAUAGCUCAUUCUGCAUGGAAAUUUCUCCCUCAUACUUGUAAUGUGAAUAUUCUUGUUGUACAUGGAAAAUUUUCAAUUUUUUUUUUCUACAUAGUUUUGUACUUUGGUUGUUAACUUAUUCAUACUGUCAUUUCUGGUGGUUGGAGACAUUAUUUUCCAUUACAUUGACCCUUGUAUUUGUUUUGUU
Molecule: messenger RNA, 1807 nt
Organism: Nelumbo nucifera (sacred lotus)
Lineage: Eukaryota; Viridiplantae; Streptophyta; Magnoliopsida; Proteales; Nelumbonaceae
Product: homeobox protein knotted-1-like 6
Biological process (GO): regulation of DNA-templated transcription
Cellular component (GO): nucleus
Molecular function (GO): DNA-binding transcription factor activity, RNA polymerase II-specific; DNA binding
Source: RefSeq, a predicted model, not a curated record